Theobroma cacao (cacao) is the source of this 3049-nucleotide messenger RNA. RefSeq names its product Pentatricopeptide repeat (PPR) superfamily protein. NCBI's taxonomy places the organism in Eukaryota, Viridiplantae, Streptophyta, Magnoliopsida, Malvales, Malvaceae. Gene Ontology annotation, biological process: RNA modification. The record is from RefSeq and is a predicted model, not a curated record. Gene Ontology annotation, molecular function: protein binding; RNA binding.
UCUGUCCGCUUGAGGAACAGUUUAUCGGUAAGAACAAAACAGUUACCCAUGUAUGAAGAGGCCGUUGAACUCACUCCUCGAGAGCUCUGCUUACGCGUUUUACAAGGUUUUGACAACCCAUUGUUGCGCUAUCAAGUUGGGGACUCUCGCCGAUGUUUACACUGCCAACAAAAUCUUAAACGCAUAUGCAAGAUGCAAAGAGUUACAUAUUGCUCGCAAGUUGUUCGCCGAAGUUCUCCACAGAGACAUCGUUUCUUGGAACACGAUGAUUGCUGGGUAUGUAAAUUGUGGGAACUUGGAGACUGCAUUCGAAAUUGUGAAAGACAUGAAAAGAUGCGGUUUUGAUUUCGAUGGCUAUACCUUUGGGAGUUUACUUAAGGGUGUGGCUUCCGCUUAUAGACUUGAGGUUGGCCAACAGCUACACUCGAUGAUUGUUAAGAUGGGGUAUGAGGAAAAUGUGUAUGCAGGGAGUGCUAUUUUGGAUAUGUAUGCCAAGUGUGAGAAGGUUGGAGAUGCUUACAUGGUAUUUGAAUGCUUACCAGAACCUAAUUCUGUCUCAUGGAAUGCUUUGAUUGCUGGCUUUUCACAAAUGGGUGAUCGUAGCACUGUAUUUUGGCUUUUAGAUUGCAUGGAGAAGGAGGGAGUGAAGGUUGACGAUGGCACGUACGCUCCACUUCUUACUUUGCUUGAUGAUAUUGAGUUUUAUAAGCUGACAAUUCAAAUUCAUGGCAAGAUUAUAAAACGUGGGCUGGCAUGUGAUAAUACUGUGUGCAAUGCGAUGAUAACUUCAUAUUCAGAGUGUGGUUCAAUAGGAGAUGCUAGAAAAGUGUUUGAUGAUGCAGUUGGCAUGCGUGAUUUGGUAACGUGGAAUUCCAUGCUAGCUGCUUACUUGGUUCAUGAGAAAGAAGAACUUGGAUUUAAACUUUUUCUGGAUAUGCAAAGAUUGGGAUUUGAACCAGACAUCUAUACUUACACUAGUAUCCUUAGUGCUUGUUUUGAAAAAGCACACAAAAGUCAUGGAAAAUCUGUGCAUGCAGUAGUUAUUAAGAGAGGAUUGGAAUACUCUGUGCCUAUCUCCAAUGCCCUGAUAGCAAUGUAUCUCAAGUCAAAUAGUACUUCCAUGGAAGAAGCUUUGAGUUUAUUUGAAUCCAUGGAAUUGAAGGAUCGUGUCUCUUGGAAUUCCAUUUUGACUGGUUUUUCCCAGAUUGGAUUGAGUGAAGAUGCCUUGAACUUUUUUGGGAAAAUGAGAGGUUUCAUUGUGGAGAUUGACCACUAUGCCCUUUCUGCUGUCCUAAGAUCUUGCUCAGAUUUGGCAACACUUCAAUUAGGUCGGCAGGUUCAUGUCUUGGCAAUUAAAUUAGGCUUUGAGACAAAUGAUUUUGUGGCAAGUGCAUUGAUUUUUAUGUACUCCAAGUGCGGGAUUAUUCAAGAUGCUCGAAAAUCCUUUGAAGAGACUCCCAAAGACAGCUCAAUUGCUUGGAAUUCAAUAAUUUUUGGGUAUGCACAAAAUGGGCAGGGCAAUGAUGCCCUUGACCUGUUCUUUCUGAUGAGAGACACAAAGGUGAGGCUUGAUCAUAUAACAUUUGUUGCAGUUCUAACUGCAUGCAGUCAUAUUGGUCUUGUAGAAGAAGGCUUGAAUUUUCUAAAAUCAAUGGAAUCUGAUUAUGGAAUUCCACCACGUAUGGAGCAUUAUGCUUGUGCAGUAGAUCUAUUUGGGCGGGCUGGGCGAUUAGAUGAGGCAAAACCCUUAAUUGAAUCAAUGCCAUUUAAACCUGAUGCAAUGGUGUGGAAGACUUUGUUGGGUGCCUGUAGAGUUUGUGGUGACAUUGAAUUAGCUGCCCAGGUGGCAAGCCAUCUGCUAGACCUAGAGCCUGAAGAGCACUGCACUUACAUUAUACUCUCUAACAUGUAUGGACAUCUGAGGAGAUGGGGUGAAAAAGCUAGUGUAACGAGGUUGAUGCGGGAGAGGGGAGUUAAAAAGGUUCCUGGUUGGAGUUGGAUAGAGAUUAAGAAUCAGGUGCAUGCUUUCAAUGCUGAAGAUCAAUCGCAUCCUCAUUGUAAAGAGAUAUAUCAAAUGUUAGGGGGAUUGAUGGAGGAAAUCACAUGGUUAGAUGCUGACACAGGUCUAGAUGCUUUGACAUCUGAUUUUGAUGAGACAUAUGGAUGCUGUGAUGUAAAGCUGCUGAGUGCAGGGAAUUUCUGAAGGAUGCCCAAGAAAAAAGGAACCUCUUGCUUAUUCAUCUUUAACUCAAAUAUUGGCUAUAAGUUACAGCUGUCUCUGGCCAGAAAAUUUGGUGACUUAUAGUUGCCAUUAUCCAAGCAGUUCUUCUAGUUCAAUAUGUCCUGCUCAUUAGAUACUCAUUAGUAUUUUUCCAUUGGGGCCAUGCUAGAGUUCAGCUUCAUGUGCUCAAAGUGUGCGAUAAAGUACUUAAUAGGACAACCAGGAAAGUGAUGAGGAAGUGCUGAUGAAUCUGCAAUAGAAGGAACUUGUGGUGUUGCAUGAGUAUCUUGGCCUGUUUUCAUGUGAUUCUUUGUUCCGCAACUGAAGAAUGAUCCCAUUCUUUCUCCUUUUGUUCUUGAACUAGGUGUGAAGACCAAUCUGCUGGGGUGAGUUCUUAUAUUCCUUUGGGAAGACCAAUGUUUUUACAAGUUAAAUUGUUUUGAGAUGCUGCAUUCAUGUAUUUCAUUAGCCAGUGUCAUUAAGAUCCCCACUAAUUAAGGAAGAAUUAAGGGAAAAGAUCCUUAGUUUUGGCCUAGUUAUGGUUAAUGUACUGGCAAAGCAAUGGCAAAUUGUUACUAAAAGUGGUUGCAGUACUGGGGAAAAGAAGGCAAAUGAAUACGAAGGUUUUGAGCAAUUCCACAUCAUGAAAAGGACCACCAAUUGAAGUGUUGAAGCUUGAGAAGAAUGAUUACUUCAUUGCCUUUGCUUAGGCGCCGUAGGGCCAAAGACAUGAUUCAAAUAUAAACUUUUAACCUUUCAUAGUUUGUGAUUAGGGACAUUGUAUACUUUCUUAUGUUCAGUAGUUCAUGAUCCGAUUAUUUUGCUGAA